CCUCCUUUCGUUGAGUCCGCAACAUCCUGACUGGCCGAGGUUGGUGAUCGCAGGCAGCGGCAAGCCCCCACAAGACGGAUGAAUUAGAAAACCUGCUGUAACCACCACCACCACCGCCCCCUUUCUUCCUUUUACUCAUUCUCAGUAUUGAAGACACUGCUGCCCCCCCAUCUUGACAGUGAGAAGCAGAUACAAGGCUUCCAGUGUAAGGAUUCACAAUGGGGAUCAAGGCUGCCCUCCCCAGAUAUGAGCUGUAUCUCUACACAGCUGUGCUCGCCGUGGCCUUGAUAUGGGCAGGCAGUUGGAUAUCUGACGCUUCAAGUGAGAAUAUAAACAGAAAGGCCUUCAAAGAAAGCGUGAAACCAGGAUGGCAUUACUUUGGCAGGAAAAUGGACGUUGCGGACUUCGAGUGGAUGAUGUGGUUCUCUACAUUCCGCAAUCAUAUCCUUUUUGCUCUCGCCGGUCACGUUAUCUUUGCCAAGAUAUUCACCCUGCUGGCUCCAAAGAUUGGUAUAGAUGGAUGUAAGCACAGAUCCUUGAUCUUUGGUGUGUACGGUGGUUUGGCAGUCCUGAUCACGAUGGGCUGGACCUUCAUGGCUCUGGUGGUGUCUCACUGCAUCAUACUCUACAGCGUCGCCCUGAUGAAGAUGAAAUGGCUGUGCUUCGUGGCCGGCCUUACCACGCUGGCCUCCCUCAAGCUGGAGCCCUAUAACUCCUGGCAGGAAGCCUUGGUGACCGGCUCUUUCGACCUGCAAGACAUCCUGUUCUAUGGAGGCUGCGGCUUCAGCAUCAUGCGCUGUAUGAGCUUCGCUUUAGAGAACUGUGAAAAGAAGGAUGGCAACUUCACAUUCUCUGACCUGCUGAGAUACAACUUCUACCUCCCCUUCUUCUUCUUUGGACCUAUCAUGACCUUCGACAGGUUUUAUGCCCAGGUGAACAACACCCAGCUGACCCGCAAGGACAGGGAGAUGUGGAACAUCACCUCCAAGGCCUUGUUACAUCUGGGUGUUAUCCUGGUGGUGGACGUCUUCUUCCACUACCUUUACAUCCUGACAAUCCCCAGUGACAUGAAGCUGGUCGCCAAGCUUUCUGACUGGUGUCUUGCUGGUCUGGCUUAUUCCAACCUGGUGUACGACUGGGUGAAAGCAGCCAUAAUGUUUGGUGUCAUCAACACUGUGGCUACGCUGGACCACCUGGACCCUCCUCAGCCUCCCAAAUGUAUCACCAUGCUCUAUGUCUUCGCUGAGACGCACUUUGACAGAGGCAUCAAUGACUGGCUGUGCAAGUAUGUUUAUGACUACAUUGGCCGGGAUCACGAUAAGAUCUUCAGGGAGCUCCUGGCAACCUUCUGCACCUUCGCCAUCACCACCUUGUGGCUGGGCCCGUGUGAGCUGGUUUACAUCUGGUCCUUUUUCAACUGCUUCGGCCUCAACUUUGAGCUGUGGGUGGCCAAGUUUUUCUCCAUUCCGCCAUUUUCUACCAUAGAGGGAGCAAUGGGUGAAGCCAUGUCACGCAGGAUCCGGGGUGUGUUCAAUGCCGCCAACUUCUGGGCCAUCGUCCUCUACAACGUUCUCUCCCUGAACAGUUUGGAGUUUGCCAAACUGGUGGGAAGACGGCUGAUUUUCAAAGGUUUCCCUCUGUCCACCCUCUCAGUGUUAUUCGUGACCUACUGUGGCGUGCAGCUGGUGAAGGAACGGGAGAGAAAACAAGCUCUGCUGGACGACCCGGAGCCGGCGAAGCCAAUAGACGGGGGCAAAGAAAAAGCAGAAUAAACGGACAGAAAAAGAACUGACUGUCGCAUACUUUACGGUCAACACAUUGUUCCAUCCUCAGCCUUGCGAACUGCACCUAACCAGACUGUAACAGCCAGUCAGCUCCUUGUAUUGUUCACAAGCCUGUGUGUGUUUUUCUUUCGCUUUUGCUUGUCAGAAGCGAGGCAAUGUUUUGAACUGUGAAAUAUCUUCAAGUGCACUUGCUGUAGAUAAUCGCCACGUCCUUUGGCACAAAUUCACCGAUGGUGCAUUUUGUAUUUUACCUGAACAAAAGAUUGUUUAACAAAUGAUAAGCCUGCUGAAUAUUUUAUGCUACACCUAAUAGUAUAUAUAAAGAUAUACAGUAUUGUAAAGGAACAACUACUUGUGUGGUUGUCUCCUGUGUUAAUUUUUUUUUUCUUCAGAUUUGGAUAUUCUUACUUUUUUUAAAAAAUCAUCGUCAAUAUGAUUAUUUUUAGUCAGAAUAGUGUCUCAAUUUUGCUGUAGACAAUGUUUAACCAUACUAAAGACUUGAUAAAACUUGAAAUCAGGGUGCCAGGUGUGGAGCGCAAUGAAGAAAACAAACAAAGGGUGCUGUGGAGGUCCUCCACAUAUAGCUUGCAGCUGAUUGUGAUGUAUAUUUGCUCUACUGUCACUAAGCAAUUAUGCAAGUCACAAUGUAGUCUAUUUUAAAGUUGAUGGAGAAUGUAUUAGAUCUCUUAUAAUGUUGUAAAACUGAAUGUACAGAGAACGACAGCUUUACUCCACUACCAUACAGGAGAUUACUGGGGGUGGGUGUGACAUUUCAAGCAUGUCUUCCCUCCACCCACAUGAUUCAUGAGGCUCGCCAUGAAAGGCAAUAUGGGUCACUCUCUUAUCCUGCCUGUCACCAAAACCUGCUGUCUGUCCUCAGUGCAGCGGCCAGAGAGAGAAAGAAGUUUAUGCAGAUUGCCUUUUUCUCAUUGUGGGGUUUUUAUUCAACGGUGUCGUUUCGAAUGUUUGACUUGGAAUAAAGUUUUGUUUCAUCCAAAAGUG
Sebastes umbrosus (honeycomb rockfish) is the source of this 2786-nucleotide messenger RNA. RefSeq names its product hedgehog acyltransferase like, a (gene hhatla). The transcript is spliced from 13 exons. The coding region runs from base 219 to 1772 and encodes 517 amino acids. The record is from RefSeq and is a predicted model, not a curated record. Gene Ontology annotation, biological process: negative regulation of N-terminal protein palmitoylation. NCBI's taxonomy places the organism in Eukaryota, Metazoa, Chordata, Actinopteri, Perciformes, Sebastidae. Gene Ontology annotation, cellular component: endoplasmic reticulum. Gene Ontology annotation, molecular function: acyltransferase activity.